Molecule: messenger RNA, 1259 nt
Organism: Ornithodoros turicata
Lineage: Eukaryota; Metazoa; Arthropoda; Arachnida; Ixodida; Argasidae
Exons: 7
Coding region: 354-1139 (261 amino acids)
Source: RefSeq, a predicted model, not a curated record
UUUUGACGCGAGGUAAGGAAAACUUCCAAAAUUUUUUUAUGUGCAGUGAGGGACAUUUUUGUUCCCUUUAGGUCAGGUGAACCGAAGUUCAAAAUUUUUUUUAAGGAUGGUGAUGGGAGGCCAAAAUCAUUUGAGUUGAGGUGAAAAUUUUUCUCCUGGAAAACUGAGGUGAUAGCAAAGCUUCUGAGAAACGCCCACCUCUGCCUGCAUGCAAAUGGUGAUCGAUAUUUGUUUUUGUGAGUACUAUUGGUUCGCUGCCCAUUUGUCUAGAUGCAGCUGACAGUCGUGCUCAGGAGUCAAGCUUCGGAAAAUCCAGGCACACCGGUGCCUCUUGCAACAAGGCAGUGCCACUGAUGCGGCGCUCGGGGACGAAUUUGAGGAUGCCAUUAGCCUCCCUACCUGCAAAUCAGUGCAAGGCCACCACAGCCACAGGUUUUUCUUCAGAUUUCUGUGCAGCAAAUCAACACCGUGACCUGAAUCAACAUCGUUACCCUGUUGAUGAGCUGGAGCAUAGUGGAUCCGAAUGGCAGAGGGCAGGUCCAUUCAGGGGAAGCUGUGGAUCAACUAGCUCGGGUGAACGCUUCUCGCCCCUACCUUCAAUUUCAAGUACCCGAAGAACUGAGGAGCCUGCAAUGGCAUCAGAGUUUGAGAAGAAAGUGCUGCGCUCGUUGAACGUCAUCCAGCUACGUCUGGCUGAGCACUCUGAGCAACUUGACGCAAUUGCUGAAUGCCUGCAGCAGCCUUGCUCUUCAGAUACAACCACGACCUUUGAGCAGUUGACAGAUGUUGAAUCAUUUUUGCACUUCGACGAUGAGCUGAAGACGUCACCAGAGAAGCGCGAGUCAUUGCGCAAGUUCAUGACAACACUGGGAGGCAACAACACCGGUGACAGAGUACGGCGGAUUCUCUACCAUCUCCUGUCAGACGAGGUCGCUGUGUGCUUUAAUUGGACUGGGACAGGGUCAAAGGAAAAGUUCCAAUCACUUCAGCUCACAGCUAUCAUGCUAAGUUCACUCACGACCCCACCGGCAGCUGCAACAGCAUCUGACAUCGAGAAAGUCACUCAAACAUGGCUAAGACAUGCGAACGAAAGGUUGCAGAAAAAGAAGAGUCACAGCGGCACCUCUGCUACCUGCUAAAUGCCUGCGAAAGUUGUUCUGAGAAUGUGAGCAAAUAACACUGCUCAUCGUCACCUAUCUUGUAAGCAGUUGUGAAAAACUGCACAACAUGGUGUUCCUUUGGUGAAUGUGUGACCCUCA